AUGCAUGCACCGAUGCCGAGGGCGAGUCGGAGCGGGGCUCCUGGGCGCGUGCGCGCGCGCGGCGGCGGACCCGAGUACCUCGCGGACAAGGUGUUCGUGACCAGGCUGUGCUCCAUGUGGUACUUCGUUCAAGCUGCAUUGAUUAAUCCGCCUGCCAGUUCCAUCAAACCGCGCUGCCUCGACGUCCGGAGCGCGCACGCGCGCCCAGGCCGCACGGCGGCGCUGCGGCCGCUCCGCGGAGCCGCCCGCCACCAGGCGCCGGCGCGCUCCGGCCGCGCGGCCAUGAGCAGACUCUGCGGCGCCAGCGCGGCGACGGCGACGCCGGGCGCCGCCUACGCGGCGGGGCCGCCGCCGCAGCAGCGCGCCGCGGCCGCGGCCGCCCGCGCCGCGGGGAUUGCCGCGGCCCCGGCCGGCGCCGCAGCGGCGGCCGCGGAGGGAGGCCCGAGCGUGGCCGUGGUGGGCGCCGGCCCUGUGGGACUGCUGGCGGCCAUCGCGCUGUUCAGGCGGGGCUACCGCAAGGUCAGGGUCUUCGACCGCCUGGCCCGGCCGGCCCCGCCGGACGCCGCCUCGUGGGGCGACGCUGAGAGGUCGUACAACCUCGGCAUAGGCGAGCGGGGGCUGAAGGCCCUGCAGCGCUUCGAGGUACUCGACACGGUGGACCGGUGGUCCCAGACAGUCCUCGGCAGGAUGGACUACAAGCAAGACGGUUCGGGCCCAGCCCUGACGCUCCAGAAGAAGCGGAUGCCGUCCCGCAUCCUGGCCCGCGACAGGCUGUCGAGCUGCAUCUACGAGGACCUGCUCAGGACGUGCCCAGGCGUGCAGGUCGAGUUUUCGGUGGAGUGCGAGGAUGUGGCCUUCCACCCGGGCGGGGCGACCUUGAAGAUGCAGCAGUGUGUUCCGCUCAAGGACGGUGCGCCUGGAGGAGGAAGAACGCCAGAGGACGAGGAGUGUCAGGUCGACGGCGGCCCUUUCAGCGUGGAUGCGGACGUUGUGAUCGGCGCCGACGGUGUCAACUCGAUGGUCAGGGAGGCGAUGGAGAGGGCGGGGGCCAGGACUCGGAAACACGCCUUCCGCGACAGAAGCCCCACCGUGUACAAGACGUUGCCGGUGACGAUGCCCGCGGGGUCGAGGCUCGACCUCAACUACGGCACGCGACUGGACGGCGUCGGCCUCGAGGCGCUGCCGAAUGUGGAAGGCACUCUCGCCGGCGUCGUUCUGUUCAAGCCGACGGACACGCGCUUCACCGGGAUGCGGACCGCCGGCGAUGCGAGGGAGUGCCUUGAGAGCCUGUUCCCCGACUGGCCGCUGCCGCAGCUGUCGGAGGCCGAGCUCGAGGCCUUCGCCCAGAGGCGCGUGCGCAACCUCCCGCAGUUUUCCUACUGCGGCCCGUCCUUGAACCUGGGAGGGCGGGCCGUCCUCCUCGGGGACCGCCAUCCAUUCGGUGAAGCCGUAUUUCGGCCUGGGCGUCAACUCUGGCUUCGAGGACGUGUCCGUCCUCGACGACUGCAUCGAGGGCGCGGGCGGUGA
Prorocentrum cordatum is the source of this 1527-nucleotide messenger RNA. NCBI's taxonomy places the organism in Eukaryota, Dinophyceae, Prorocentrales, Prorocentraceae. The record is from the annotation of a GenBank genome assembly.